GUCGGUCGUCCUGCGCGUGGCGGGAGCUCGCGGAGCCGGCCAGUGGGAGCACGGUGAGGCGGGGCGAGCGGCAGCCGAGGGCGGCCCGAGCCGGCGAGCGGGGCACAGUCCCCUCUUCGGCUUCCGCAGGGCCUGGGAGUAAACACCCUGGUUGUUGGAUGUUCUAUCGGUGUCCUCGGUCGGCGGGACUAAUGGACAGAAACUGUCACGGGAGGAUUUUCAGGCGUCUGUGGGGAGCAGCUUGAGACAGGUCUCCUGUCCCGAGCUGUCCAGUCUCUUGCCUCCGCAGCCGUCGUUAGAGUCUUGCUUUUCCCGACUCCCUGGGAUUUCUCUUUCCCGAGCUGGCCAUGGAUGCUUCGACUCAGCCUCCUACACCCACUUCUCCGAGUUGCAGCCUAACCUCACGGACAAUCCAUAUCGAGUUCCCUCACCAUAGCUCUUCGCUGCUAGAAUCCCUGAAUCGCCACAGGCUGGAGGGGAAGUUCUGUGAUGUGUCCCUCCUGGUUCAGGGCAGGGAAAUUAGGGCUCACAAAGCAGUGCUGGCUGCCGCCUCUCCUUACUUCCAUGACAAGCUGCUUUUGGGGGACGCGCCCCGACUCACCUUACCCAGUGUCAUUGAGGCAGAUGCCUUCGAGGGACUGCUUCAGCUCAUUUAUUCAGGGCGCCUCCGCCUGCCACUGGAUGCUCUCCCUGCCCACCUCCUUGUAGCCAGUGGCCUGCAGAUGUGGCAAGUCGUGAAUCAGUGCUCAGAGAUUCUUCGAGAACUGGAAACGUCAGGCGGUGGAAAUUCAGGCGGCGGAGGAGCCGCCUGCCACACACUGCUUUCCACAACCCCGUCAGGAGGCUGGUGCAUUCGCUCCUCCUCUUUCCAGAACCCAGCGCAGUCCUCCGCUUCCACAGAGAACUCUGCCUUCGCCGAGAGCCUCGUUGGAGGGGAGAAGAGUGAGCUGGAAGAAGUGCUACAGAUUCAGGUGAAGGAGGAGGAGGAAGAGCAGGGGUCGGCAGCCCACCUCUUCCAGACUCAACCUCAGAGACUACCCGAAGAGUUUCCCCCAGCUUGUGGAUCCCACCCCCUGCCUGUGUCUGCUUUCCCCAGCAUGCCUCCAGAGGACCAGAGUUCAACCCUUGAGCUUCCUGCCCCUCCUGUACAGGCUUCCCAUGUCAUAGAGGUUGAUCUGGAACCCCUUAUGUCUGUAGAGAAGACAUCAGAAAGUAGGACUAUGCCUCGAGGAGCGAAGGAGAAGACCAGAGCUCUUUCUGAAGCAGACUCUGAGGGAAAGGGAGAGCUAAGAUACUUGCUGUCCUCAGGAGGAGGAGAAACAUCGGGGUCAGGAGACCCAUCCUGGAAACCAGUGGACCUUCAUGGGAAUGAAAUCAUGUCUGGAGGGCCUGGAGGAUCGGGACAAGCUGUGCACGGGCCUGUGAAGCUGGGAGGGACGCCGCCAGCAGAUGGGAAGUGCUUUGCUUGCUUGUGUGGAAAGCGCUUCGCGGUGAAGCCCAAACGAGACAGGCACAUCAUGCUGACCUUCAGCCUUCGGCCCUUUGGCUGCGGAGUCUGUAAUAAACGCUUCAAGUUGAAGCACCACCUCACAGAGCACAUGAGGACCCACGCCAAAGCUCUGGAUGCCUGUCCCCACUGCGGCCGCCGCUUUCGUGUCCAUGCCUUUUACCUUCGCCACCGGGACUUGUGCAAAGGGCAGGGUUCGGGCACUGCCCACUGGACUUACAAAUGACAGCUAGCGCUCUGUACCGACUUCUAGAAGUAGCCGCUGCUGCUGACGGGCUCUCACCCGUCACCACCUCAGUCCUAGAUUGGGUAGUCCAGGAGGUUAUAUAGCUUGUGGACCCCUUGCUCUUGGGAUGGGCCUCAUCCUGGUGUACUUGGAAGCUCAGGUUUCUCAGUCCAGCUGUUUGUUGAACAGACUGUAGGAAAGUCAUAGUUUUGACCACUCACCCUAAAGGGCCCCUCUUGUAUUGGUGGCCAGUGAGGAAACCAUUGACUUAGGUUGGUGAACGAAGAGUUGGAACAAAAUGACCUAGUAACUUUACUUCCUCUUCACCAGGAGCAGCCUGGAUUGAGUGAUUUAUGUGGAAGAGGUGUGAGAGCAGAGCUGCAGGAGGUGAGUGAGUACGUUGGUGGAAGAAUGGGAUGGUUUCCCAAUACAGCUGGAGAAUGCUGGCUGGACCCAGGCUGCUCCGCUGCUGAGGAACCGCAGGUAAGGCACUUUACCUUUCAGAGGUCUCUGUCAUGCUUUGCUUGAGACCUGUCUUACUGUCUGACCCAGCCUGGCCUCAAACUUGAUCCUCCUUCCCAACCCCUUGAAUACUAGGAUUGCAAGUGUAUACCACCGUACCUGGCUUAUGCCACUUUUUGAAAGGGUUUGGGUUGCGUAAUAUUAAUGUAUUUUCUGACAUCUUGCAUUAUGCAUAGUGCUGGAUGAUACUUUGGUUUAUUCUACAGGUCUUAGAACAGGGCAGUGUGCUAACCUGAUUUCCCUCCCUAGGAAAGGGUCUCAAUGGAUAAGAGCAGUCACUGCCCAAACCUGGCGACCUGACUUCAGAUCCCAGCACCCACAGAACAAAAGCCAGGUAUCGGACUGACAGGAGGUAUCAGUAGGUGCCUUCUAACAAGCUUGAUAACCUGAGUCUGCGGCCCAGAACCCACAUGGUGGAAGGAGAGAACUACUGCAAGUCAUCCACAGACCUUCACACGCAUGCCAUAGCACAUGCUUGCACACACAAACACACAAUUUUAAAAAGAUUUUAAAAAAUGAGAUUUUUGUGGCUAAGCAGGUGAAGUAUAGCUUAGAAUUUUCAAACUCUCAGAUGGACCAUGGUCUUAUGCACUUGGUGAGGAGUGUAUUCCUUGGGAAAGGCAGUAGUGAUGUGUCUUGGAUCAACCACAGGCCUGCCCACCUGCUUGGCGUGCAUUAGAUAGGUGGCUGUAUUCCUUGCUGUCUUGGUUCCGUGGGUUGCAAGCACAGGAAGUUGGCUCUGAAUGGCCUUACUGAGGUGAAUUUAGAAGAACAGGAAGGGCAGCACUGAGGCAUCUGUGGAAGAUCAAGUCCUCUCAUGGAGCCCCGUCCCAGGGCGUAGACCUUGCGACCUUGCGGAGACGACUUGUCCUGGGACAGGUGUGGGUUCCCGCGGGCCCAUGAAAGAAGGGUCAGCCUCUAGCUGCAGCAGGGCUCAGCCUCUGUGGACUGAGAUGCUUUUCCUUACCCACGGCCUUCCUUAUUGUUCUCCAGUUGAAGCCUUAGCAAGUUCAUUUCCAUAUCCUCAAAACAUCCCAGUUAAUCUUCCAAGAGACAAUGGCAAAUGCGAACUCUCAACAAGGGAUACCUUGGUUUUCCUGUGUUUUCCUAACCAAGUUUUGCAUAGGCUUUGCAUCUUUGGGAACCGCUCACUGUGGUUGGCAUAAAGGUGCUGAAGACAAAGGCAGAUUAAGACUACCUGUCGCCUUUCAGGAACCAGCUGCAGCUGUGUGGGAGUGUCCCUACAACAACUUGUUACUGGGUGUGGUUCGUCUUGAACUUGCUCUGUCCCAGAGGCCUCCUGUGCUUGGCCCCUUCCCUCUUCUUCGAGUGCUGAGAUUGUAGAGCCCACUGCCACAGAAGCUCGUUUUGGUGGUUUUGUUUUUUGUUGUUUGGGGGUUUUGUUUGUUUUUGGUGUUGGGAAUCGAAUCUAGAAACUCACAUUAGGAACUGUGUCCUUCACAACUGAGCUCCAAACCCAGCUGACCCUGGUCCUUGUGGCGUGGGACUGAAAAUAAGCUCACGAGAGAAUUGAGGGUGUAAAUUGGUGGUAGAUGCUUGCCUAGCAACUACAAAGGUGGGCUUGACCUGAGGCCCACAAAAUCUUAAUCAAACUCUCAGGUUCAUACCAACACUGUGGCUGGAGCCACCCAUCAGUGUGACUGGGAUCUUCAUCAAUGACUUGCUGAGGGAGAAGAGGGAAGGGUGUGUACAGGACAGCCAGUAUCAGCCAAGGGUCCACUGAAGACAGUCUCUCCUGUAACCCAUCUGGGAAACCUUAAAACCUCAGUGUGCACAGCACUUUCUAGAGUAUUUAAGAAAUGUUGAGCCUGUCCCAUUACCUCCAUUCAACCUGUGGAAAAAAAUUUUUUCAGACAGAGUUUUUCUGUAGCUUUGGAGCUGUUCUCGAACUCACAGAGAUCCACCUGCCUCUGCCUCCUGAGUGCUGCUAUCAAAGGUGUGCGCCACCACCAUCUGGCCUCAGUUGUCAAUUUUAACUCAGGGUCAUUUCUUUAUUUUGAAGUGGGUUCUCUGGCUGUCCUGGAACUUGGUUUGUAGAUCAGCCUGGUUCAGAACCUAAAGAGCUCCUCCUGCCUCUGCCUCCUGAGCACUGGGAUUAAAGGUGUGUACCACCAUGCCUGGCCUUCUUUCAUCUUUGUAAUACUCAAGUAUCCUAGGAGAUUAAAGGUGUAUACCGCCACUGCCUGGCUAUACUACA
This is a messenger RNA of Myodes glareolus (Bank vole), 4473 nucleotides long. The record is from RefSeq and is a predicted model, not a curated record. Lineage: Eukaryota; Metazoa; Chordata; Mammalia; Rodentia; Cricetidae.